CAGCAAAGGGUUUGGUUUUGUAUGUUUCUCCUCUCCAGAAGAAGCCACUAAAGCAGUUACAGAAAUGAAUGGUAGAAUUGUGGCUACCAAACCACUGUACGUGGCUUUAGCUCAGCGCAAAGAAGAGCGCCAAGCUCACCUCACGAACCAGUACAUGCAGAGAAUGGCAAGUGUGAGAGCUGUGCCCAACCCCGUAAUCAACCCCUACCAGCCAGCACUUCCUUCAGGUUACUUCAUGGCAGCUAUCCCGCAGACUCAGAACCGUGCUGCAUACUGUCCUCUUAGCCAAAUUGCUCAACUAAGACCUACUCCUCACUGGACUACUCAGGGUGCCAGACCUCAUCCAUUCCAAAAUAUGCCCGGUGCUAUCCGCCCAGCUGCUCCUAGACCACCAUUUAGUACUAUGAGACCAGCUUCUUCACAGGUUCCACAAGUCAUGUCCACACAGCGUGUUGCUAACACGUCAAGUCAGACAAUGGGUCCUCAUCCUGCAGCGGCUGCUGCUGCAGCUAAUCCUGCUGUCCGCAUCAUUCCAUAGUAUAAAUAUGCUGCAGGAGUUCGCAAUCCUCAACAACAUCUUAAUGCACAGUCACAAGUCACCAUGCAGCAGCCUGGUGUUCAUGUACUAGGUCAGGAGCCUUUGACUGCUUCCAUGUUGGCAUCUGCCCCUCCUCAGGAGCAACAGCAAAUGUUAGAUGAACGGCUGUUUCCUCUCAUUCAAGCCAUGCACCCUACUCUUGCUGGUAAAAUCACUGGCAUGCUGUUGGAGAUCGAUAAUUCAGAACUUCUUCAUAUGCUUGAGUCUCCAGAAUCUCUUCGUUCUAAAGUUGAAGUUGUAGCUGUACUGCAAGCCAACCAAGAUAAAGAGGCUACCCAGAAAGCAGUUAACAGUGCCACUGGAGUUCCAACUGUUUAAAAUUGAUCAGGGACCACGAAAAGAAACUCGUGCUUCACCGAAGAAAAAUAUCUAAACAUCGAAAAACAAUAUUAUAGAAAAAAAAAAACAUUGCAAAAAUAUAAAAUAAAUAAAAAAAGGAAAGGAAACUUUGGACCUUAUGUACC
Messenger RNA from Pipistrellus kuhlii (Kuhl's pipistrelle), 1062 nucleotides. RefSeq names its product polyadenylate-binding protein 1-like. Gene Ontology annotation, cellular component: nucleus. Gene Ontology annotation, molecular function: RNA binding. Gene Ontology annotation, biological process: DNA damage response; protein polyubiquitination; regulation of double-strand break repair. NCBI's taxonomy places the organism in Eukaryota, Metazoa, Chordata, Mammalia, Chiroptera, Vespertilionidae. The record is from RefSeq and is a predicted model, not a curated record. The transcript has a single exon.